AUGCCAAUUGAACCAAUAAAAGAUCCUUCUAUAAAGAUAAAACCAAAUAAGAAAUUAAUAGAAUUCAUUUGUAAAAAUGUGAAGAAAACAAAUAGUACUCCACCUGCUAUUCUUGCUUUAAAAAAGUCACAUAAAGAUAAGCAACAAGAUAUUUUAUUAAAAUUGGAUGAAUUAAAAUGGUUGAACGAGUAUUUAGAAACAUACAGAACCGUCAACAUGGAAAGUAUUUAUUUACAUGAACUUUUAGAAGAAGAUGAUAUCAAAUUACCAACUCCAAUAAUUACACCAAGAAACCCUGAAUUGGAAGCAAGAACACAAAAAUUGAGAGCACAACAAGAUGCUAUUAGAUAUAAAGCUAUGACCAAAAAUGUAGAUACUACUACAAUGCAACUACCAGAAGACAGUAUUUCUUACCAAAUGAAGCAGAUAAAUAAGCAGCUUAUAGCUGUUGCACAGUUUGUGUUUUCUGUGCUGGCAGGUUUUGCAUUUGGAUUCAUAGGUGUGGAGUUGAUAGUAGGACAUUUAGACUUUGGAUUUAGGUUGUUAUUAGGUAUAAUUUGUGCAUUGAUUAUAGCCUUAGCUGAAAUUUAUUUCUUAGCAAUUAAAUUGAAUGAAAAUGAAUAUGAUGCUGCUUCAGCAGCAUCAGAGCCUAAGAAAUUGCAUCAAGAAUAA
Eufriesea mexicana is the source of this 672-nucleotide messenger RNA. RefSeq names its product transmembrane protein 199. Lineage: Eukaryota; Metazoa; Arthropoda; Insecta; Hymenoptera; Apidae. Gene Ontology annotation, cellular component: endomembrane system. Gene Ontology annotation, biological process: vacuolar proton-transporting V-type ATPase complex assembly. Bases 1 to 672 code for a protein of 223 amino acids. The transcript is spliced from 2 exons. The record is from RefSeq and is a predicted model, not a curated record.